This is a messenger RNA of Ostrea edulis (European flat oyster), 2037 nucleotides long. Its product is annotated as zinc transporter ZIP1-like. The record is from RefSeq and is a predicted model, not a curated record. Gene Ontology annotation, molecular function: zinc ion transmembrane transporter activity. Gene Ontology annotation, cellular component: plasma membrane. Gene Ontology annotation, biological process: zinc ion transmembrane transport. Lineage: Eukaryota; Metazoa; Mollusca; Bivalvia; Ostreida; Ostreidae. The coding region runs from base 759 to 1859 and encodes 366 amino acids. The transcript is spliced from 2 exons.
CUGUGUGUUGUAUAGUGACUACAAAAACGAGAACUAACCGGCUGUGUGUGAUACAGUGACUAAAAAUAUAUAGUGACUACAGAAAUAAGAGACCUAUCCUGAUAUGUACGUUAUGGUGAUUACAAUCUAGACAAAAAAGGCAAACCACAAAGUCAAUACACCACAGCGUGCGCUUUACUGUUGCAGAAGGACUUCUUAAUAUCACGGUUAGCGAUGCAGGUGAUGGAAAGGACCAUUUAUUAUACAUCAUAGGUAAGUUAUGGGAGAUUAAUGAAGUCGCUGAUAGAGUAGACGUAAAUAAUUAUCAUUAUAGGCAGGUAUACCUGGGAUCAAUACCUGAUUAAGCCACGGGCAGCUGUAUUGUCAGAUCUUGUGAUCCCCAGAAAUAUCUACAGCCACACAUGGUCUGCAGUCAGUCCGUUCACACUAAAUACUGAUGUCGGAAUCACACAGAGAGGAAUGGGCGAUAUAAAGAUUUGUGGAACGAAAGGAAAACCAAAAGUCGACAAUAAAAGUGCAGACUGCAACCGAUAGAUGGGAAGCAUCAAUAUUUAAUUCUCAACGGACACAAAUUAUUCCACUUAUAGUUGGCCAGUGUCUAGUCGUCAUUUGUAACAAAAUGAGUGACAUUGCCUUUGAAUGUGACAACAGAAAAUCUCGUCAAGCUCACGCCAUGUGAUAUGACUUCAGCAUAAACCCAUACAUGUUUGGUUCAAGAAUAUUGGCCUCGGAACUGAAGUUUAAUAAUAAUCCCACCAAUGUCCUCGCGGGAAGUAGAUAUGGAUGUAGUGGUGGCCAAAAUCAUCUCACUCAUCAUAUCCACUGGAGUAUCUGUUCUAUUUGGGCUGUUUCCGUGUAAAUUGUUCCAAUAUUUUGCUAAAGACAUCACUCGACUUCAAAAGCCUGUGGAUUAUCUGAUAGCAUCCAUGAAGUGCUUCUCCGGGGGUAUAUUUCUAGGAACAUGUUUUCUACAUUUGAUUCCAGAAACUCGCAGUAAGAUUGAGGCGGUUAUGACGCAGUCUCGGUCGUAUUCACAAUACCCCGUAGCCGAACUGCUGACAGUUGUCGGUUUCUUUGGAGUCUUGUUCAUGGAGCACGCCAUUAGAUCUUUAUAUAAAAAGCUUCAACGACUCACGGAUAGAGAACGAGACUAUGAUGAUAGGAACAUGUUUACAUUUAGUAGUUGUAGGUUCGGAGGAAGUGAAAGUGACCUUGAUGAGCACAGUAUGAACUCCAUUAGUAUGCACGACACUCUACAGGCCGAACAUAACACGUUCAUCAAAUCGGCCGACCAAGAGGAAACGAAAGAAACCCUUGAAUCUGACAUUGAACCUGCCCCACUGCAAGAUUUACCUGUCAAAACAGUGGUAUCGGAACUCAGCAGGGGAGACGAUUCUGGAAAAGGACAAAUGAGAACAGCUAUUUUUAUUACGGCCUUGUCAUUCCAUGGUGUGUUCGAAGGUAUGGCUCUCGGACUUCAGAGUAUGGAAAGUAAUGUGUGGGUUUUGUGUUUCGCCAUUACAAUACAUCGUGGGAUUUUAGCGUUUGGAAUGGGGUUAGAUCAUAUGAGAAACGAAGUCAAACAUCGCACAAUGAUUUUUAGUGUAUCCUCGUUUUCUCUCCUAGCUGCGGUGGGAAUUAUAAUCGGGAUCGCCAUUUCAACAGGUGCCCAGCUGUACGAAGACGUAUUACUUCCGGACGCCAUUUUACAGAGCCUUGCAACUGGGACUUUAUUCUAUAUCAUCUUUUUUGACAUUCUUUACAAGGAACUCAAUGGAAACAAAGAGGUUAAAAAGUUGUCGUGUGUAUUCGUAGGUUUUUCUAUCAUGGCCAUAAUAUUUGCAGUUACACGAAGGUAACACUUCUUAAUUAUAAUUGGUAAUUCAAAUUUCUCCUACUUAAUUUUGUUUUCUUAUUCGUGAAGUCACUGGAUCAGAGUGUUAUAUUUUGCUAACUUUGUAAUGUUAAUAUGUAUUUUUGUUGCUUAAUGGUACAUCAAAUAAGUAUGAAAAACAAAUUAAAAAUAAAUAAAUCGAU